GUGGGGGGGUAGUGCUUGUUAACAGUCUGAAUGGCCCACAGGAAGAAGCUGUUUGUGAGUGUGGUGGUGUGGGACCUGAUUGCCCUGACCCACUGCCCUUUGGGCAUCAAGGGGUCACCUGUGAUGGCCCUGGUUUUCGUGAGACAGGAGGAGCUGGCAUGGCCUCCAGGAGUGGCAGAUGAAAGUUGUUUCUCAGUUAUGGCCCCUAUGUAGAGCAUGCCCUCCAGACGAGCAUUACAAGGCCAGCAGCAGUUUCUCGUCCGGGGUUGUUCUUCCUCGGGACACAAAGAAAGUGUAGCCACUGUUGGGCCUUCUUCACCUGAGCAUUGGUGUUGUGGGUCCAGGUGAGAUCCGCGGAGAUGUGGGUUUCCAGAAAGGGGGAGACAGAUUCCCCCCGUUCAACAUUUAUAAUCAAAGGGAGUGGACCUGUCUGUGCCUCCUGAAGUCCAUUAUGAGUUCUUUUGUUUUAAGGAUGUUCAGCUUCAGGUUUUUUCUGAGCAUCAGCUGGAAAAAUUCUCUACCUCCACCCUGUAUGCUGUCUCAUCUCCAUUAGAGAUGAGCCUACUCACGGUGGUGUCAUCAGCAUACUUGAAGAUGAUGUUCAUUGGGUGGAUUGAUGCACAAUUAUGUGUGUACAUGGAGUAAAUUAGGGGGCAGAGAAUACAGCCCUGCGGAGAUUUGAUGCUGAGUGACAGUUGGGCGAAGAGUUGGAGGCAGUCUGACUGACUGAGGAAAUCUUUGAUUGAGUAGCAUUUGGCAAGGGGGACACGAAGGUGGAUCAGUUUGGUGCACUGCACGAUGGAAACACUGGUCAGGUCAAUAAAGGAAUUCCCACCUAUAGAAGAAUGGAAGGAGAAAGCAUCAGAGUCGAAUGCAAAUUUUCUUACUCUGGAACCAACAAGCUCUUCUGUAAGGGAAAAUGUGAAAAACAAAAUAUCCUAAUUGAAACAACAAAGAACUCAGCUAAAAAUGGCAGAUACAGCAUUCAGUAUGUAAAAAAUAGUUUUCUGUCAUCUGAUAUUCUGUAUGUGAGCAUCGCACAGCUGAAAAAGUCUGACACAGGACCAUACAUGUGUCAUUCGACCAAAACUUGGGAUGGAAAUCUGAGCCAUGAGUUUUAUAUUCUUGUCACAGAAGGCUCAACAACAAAAACAGAAAUAGCAACAACAUCAACAACAUCAACAACAACAACAAUACCAACAACAGAGAGUUCAGUCUUCAGUUCAGAAAGUGCUGGAGUUUCAUCAGUGUCCCCCGAAACCUCAAAACAGCCCGAGAGAUCGCCUGCAAGUUCAGCUACUGCAGGUAUGCUUCCUUAUGUGGGACUGUUUCUGGCCAUUAUGAUCAUCCUCUUCUCGGCAGCUUUGCUGAUUUUCUGCAAGAACAAGAGGGCCAGUAAACACAAAGGACCUCCUUUGGAAAAUGAAAAUGGUGACAUCACACAGGUGAACCAGCUCUAUGAAGAGGUCAGAGAAAUGGACAAUUUACCUCCCAUGGGUAUGUCCUCAGUUUACACGUACCCCAAAUACUCCCAAUCACAUGGAUUUGAAAACAUAGACUUCCACAGCCUCAGCACCCCUCCUCAGAACAAAGCUGAAGAAAACUCAAGUACUCUUCAUUACUCUGAAGUCGAUUUUUCCCACAUUCCUGCCACCAACAACGCUCCACCUCAUAAUGCAACUGAUGUUGUUUACUCCACACCUGUGGUACAUACCAGCCCUUCCAACCACACCAAAGAUUCUUCAUCUCCUCUGUACUCAGCAGUUAAAAAACGGUAUUAAUGCUGCCGAUGGCACCUUCCCUCUCACAAAGAUCAACCGGUGAUCGUAAUUCAUACAAAAUGAGGUUCUUUUCUGCUUAUUUAAGUGAACUGAAUGUUCAAACAAUUAGCCUCAGAUUAAUUUAUUUAAUUAUUUAGUUAUAUCUACUUUAACUUAACAGACAACUAAUUGCAUGCAUACUUUUUGGAAACUGGAGUAUUUUUCAUUAAGAAAUACAGGAAAACCCAACUGACUUGGAACAUCCGUGGCUGUAUGAGAGCAUGCAGUGGUCUCAGGUCAGGCAGCAGGUUGUUCUUGGAGGGACAUCCAUAAAUGGAGUUAGCAAAACGGCUUCUUUCACAUGUAGAAAUUUACAUCAAGCGGUUUCUUUCUUGCCCAAACCUAACAAAACUGAGACUGAAAAGUAAAUAAUGGCAUGAAAAUCUGCACAAAACUCAAAAACAUUCUGUCAGAAAACCCUAAAGACAAGUUCCACUAGUGACAGUUUCCGUUUUCUUUCUGUUGGCAAUGUAAACAAGCAAAAACAAACAAACAAACAAA
Messenger RNA from Oreochromis niloticus (Nile tilapia), 2321 nucleotides. RefSeq lists its product as uncharacterized. Lineage: Eukaryota; Metazoa; Chordata; Actinopteri; Cichliformes; Cichlidae. Gene Ontology annotation, molecular function: signaling receptor activity. Bases 846 to 1781 code for a protein of 311 amino acids. The record is from RefSeq and is a predicted model, not a curated record. The transcript is spliced from 7 exons. Gene Ontology annotation, cellular component: cell surface.